Messenger RNA from Protopolystoma xenopodis, 396 nucleotides. The record is from the annotation of a GenBank genome assembly. Lineage: Eukaryota; Metazoa; Platyhelminthes; Monogenea; Polystomatidea; Polystomatidae.
AUGAGUUUGCGACGGGGAAAGUGGCCGAUUGUGAGGCCUGAAUCCGGCCACCAGAACAAGAUUAUGCUGAAGGAUGUGAAAAGCGAUCAGACGAACAACUUCUGCAAUCAGAACCUGUGGACAUUCAGAAGGGAAAGACUGACGAAAGUGAAACAGAACCGAACAACUCGAGGAGUUGCCGACCAAAUUGUGAGACUGGCCUCUUCACCAGCAACGUCUUCUGAGUCGUUCGUCUGUCUUUUCGAUGAAGAAGAUCGAAUUCCAUCCCGAGGUGAUCUGCGGUUCAGGAUGCUGGGAGGGAAUAUUCAAAGGCUGGCUCUCGUUCCUCUUUCUCACGAGACUCAAGGGAUUUCGGACUUGGGACUGCUCGUCCACAUUUCGGUCCAUCCAUUCUGA